GAAGUUGUCAUCAACCUAAAAUCGUCGAAUUUAGGGAAACUUGACAUUGAAAAUCUUCCUAAUUAACCCCUCCCCCUUAUCACAUCUACUGCAAAUUUUGCUGUCACAAUCAUCAAUUAUUCCCGUAGUUUCUAGGGUUUAGAUCAAAAUUCAUGUUCAUAAUCGAAUUACAUCUUCAAAUUCAUCAACGAAAGUAGUCACAGUUUUCGAGGUAAAGAUGGAGGAGAGAGAAAUUGGAAUUAAGGACGAAUCAUCACCUUCUUCAGCUACUAAUUUUCGACUUUUUGAUGAAAUGGAGCUUCUUGAGUUCAAAGAUAAGUACGUGAUCAGAAGAAUUAGUUCUCCUAAUGAAGGAUUCUCCGCUAAUCGCUUUGAUGGCGAUAUUCAGCCACUUAACAGUGAUGAUGUUCUCGAAAGCCCUGUCAAAACCUCCAAAAUAUGCGGCGUAGUUGGGACUAUUCGAUUAGUUGCAGGAAUGUAUAUAAUUGUAAUCACAUCUUCCAAAGAAGUGGGGACGUAUCAUGGUUCCCCUAUUCAUCGAGUAGAAUCUAUGAAAUACUUACCGUGUAAUCUGGCCUUGAAGGAAUUAAGUACCCAAGAUAAAAAAGAUGAAGCGUACUUCACGAAUUUGUUGAGAGUUGUGGAAUCUACUCCGGGAUUAUAUUAUUCCUACGAAACUGAUAUAACUGUGAAUUUACAGAGAAGGUUAAAGCUGGCAGCAGGGUGGCAGAACAAACCAAUAUGGAAGCAGGCUGACCCGCGAUAUGUUUGGAACAGAGCUCUUUUGGAUGAGCUUAUUGAGCAUAAGCUUGAUGGGUUCAUUAUUUCUCUGGUGCAAGGAAGCUUCCAGACUGCAGAGUUGACAUUAAAUAAUGCACCUGUUACCAUUACUUUGAUAUCAAGAAGAUGCACGCGCCGCCUAGGAACCAGAAUGUGGAGAAGGGGAGCCAACUUGGAGGGAGAUGCCGCUAACUUUAUUGAAACGGAGCAGUUGCUUGAAUUGAAGGAUUUUAAGUCUUCUUUUUUGCAGGUCCGGGGUUCAAUCCCACUUCUCUGGGAGCAAAUUGUUGAUCUAAGCUAUAAACCUCGGUUAAACAUCAUUAACCAUCAAGAUACGUCAAAAAUAGUGGAGCGCCAUUUCAAUGAUCUAUCACAAAGAUACGGGGAGAUUUUAGCACUUGACUUAACUGAUGAACAUGGUGCUGAAGGGAAACUUAGCAGCGCUUAUGCUACUGAGAUGAAGAAGCUGCCAAACGUGAGCAGAUAUGUCCCCUUUCGCUUUCACAGCAUCUGUGGCAAGUCAAGUUUUGAUAACCUGCACGUGCUCUACGAUGAAAUAUCAGAGGAUUUUGGAAAGCAAGGAUACUUCUUAGUAGACUCCGGAGAAAAUGUGCUGGAAGAACAAAGAGGAGUCAUCAGAUCUAACUGCAUAGAUUGCCUCGAUCGAACAAAUGUUACCCAGAGCUACCUAGCUCGAUUGUCAUUGGAUCUACAGUUGCGUAGGAGUGGUGUAUUUUCUCAUGAAGAUACUAUUUCUAUCUGUGGUGAAGAGUUUGACAAGUUUAAGAUCUUGUGGGUCGAGCAAGGUGAUGAGCUAAGCAUAGAAUACACGGGUACCCAUGCUCUCAAGAGGGACCUUGUAAGAUACGGGAAGCAGACUCUCGGAGGACUUAUUACAGAUGGAAUGAGUGCGGUUUCAAGAUAUUAUCUAAAUAAUUUUCAGGAUGGUGUCAGACAGGAUGCGAUUGAUCUCAUCAGUGGUCGCUACUCUGUUGGCAGAAACAAUCCUUCACCCUUUCAACUUAAUGCUUUCGAAUCACUUUCAUAUCUUCCAGUGGCUUCAGCUUUGUUGAUAGGGGGACUGACUUUAACGUCAUUUUCGCUAAACCAAGUGGGUCGGAAUGCUCAGCAGUUUGUAUCAUCUGUUCUCUGGGCUGGUGUGACUGCUGGAGUUAUGGCGUUGGUGAAAGCUAAUGGAAGGCAAUUCUGUUCUAGGCCUCGUCUCUGUGGCCUUAUAUGAAAACCUUCACGCUAUUUGAUUUAGUUGGCAGAUCAAUAACUUGUAUUAUUGUGAUAUUCUUGGUAAUUCACGCAAUUCGUACAUUGAUGAAUACUAAGGUAAUUAAUAACCCUUUGCUCGCAAGUGGAAACUCGCCUUUGAUUCUCAUUUCUGUGCCAACUUUGUAGUCAGAACAAGGAUUAAAGCGUCUUAAAGAGACUUUUGAGUUCUCGCUCAAUUCUUCUAAGAUCAGAGGAGGGAAGGGGGAAACAAGUACUAGUAAUAAGUAAGUUACUGUAAUAAUUUGACAGUCCCUCAUAUUUAUUUGAAAUUACCGGAAUCAAUCUGACAGUUCUUCAGA
Messenger RNA from Beta vulgaris subsp. vulgaris (sugar beet), 2360 nucleotides. RefSeq names its product phosphoinositide phosphatase SAC8. The coding region runs from base 218 to 2020 and encodes 600 amino acids. Gene Ontology annotation, molecular function: phosphatidylinositol-4-phosphate phosphatase activity. NCBI's taxonomy places the organism in Eukaryota, Viridiplantae, Streptophyta, Magnoliopsida, Caryophyllales, Amaranthaceae. The transcript is spliced from 20 exons. Gene Ontology annotation, cellular component: endoplasmic reticulum. The record is from RefSeq and is a predicted model, not a curated record. Gene Ontology annotation, biological process: phosphatidylinositol dephosphorylation.